GGCCUCCACCUAGAAAGAGAGAGUGUCACCAAAAUAUCUAAACGUAAAGUCAAAAAUUGGGGCUAGGAGCUAUGGAGAGGAGACUGACAGAUUAGAGUAGACCAAUCCCUUUAAAAUCUUAUCUCCCUUUAAAAUCUUAUCUUCCUCGUUUUGUGGAGUAACCUGCAAAUCUCUUCCUCUCUUCUGUUCUCUUCUGUAACAAAAUCAAAUCUCCUUUCUUCUCUCUCUCCUGGCCGCUGGUGAAAUGGCGGAAGCCUGGAUCACCUUCCUCUCUCUCUUUUUCUGUGUUGCCCUAGCCUUCGUCUUUUUCAAAUCAAAAACCAAGAAAACCCUACCUCCCGGCCCUCCAUCCCUUCCCAUUAUCGGCAACCUCCUCCUCCUCCGUGGGUUAGGCAUCGACCUCGAGCCCACCCUCAGUAAGCUUCACAAGAAAUACGGACCCGUGUUGACCCUCCGCCUCGGCCGCCGCCCGUCCAUCUUCGUCACCACGCGCGCCGUUGCCCACCGGGCCCUGGUCCAGCAGGGAGCCGCCUUCGCGGACAGGCCCCCUGCCGCUCCUGCCUCCGCCGUCUUUUCCAGCCGGCAGCACAACAUUAGCUCCGCCCCUUAUGGCCCCAUCUGGCGCGUGCUCCGUCGCAACCUCAUCUCUGAGACUCUCGCGCCUGCACGCGUCAAGGCCUUCACCCCAGCUCGCCAGUGGGCCGUCCAAACCCUCAUAGACGCACUCCAUGAGAGGGCUCUCGAGGGCCCUGUGUGUGUGAUUGAGGCCAUGCGUUUUGCUGUGUUCUCGCUGUUGUUGUCCAUGUGCUUUGGCGAGAGGUUUGGCGACGAGGUGGUGAAGAAGGCAGAGACUGCACAGCGGAGGCUGCUACUCAACUUCUCGAAGUUCACCAUUUUUGCCCUUUUCCCCAGAAUAGGGAAAUUCAUCUUCAGGAAACGAUGGCAGGAGGUGCACGACAUUAAACACCAGCAAGAGGCAGCACUGUUGCCUUUAAUUCAUGCGGCCGCAGAGCGGCGGAGGAAAGGGCAGACGGGGUUCUUCUCGUAUGCAGACUCGUUAGCGUUACUGGAGCUGCCAGACUGUCGGAAGCUGAGCGACGAGGAGAUGGUAAGCCUGUGCUCCGAGUUCCUCAACGGCGGCAGUGACACCACAAGCACCACCCUGCAGUGGGUGAUGGCCAACUUAGUGAAACACCCCCACGUGCAGGCCAAGCUUUACAAGGAAAUUGAGCAGGAAGGUGGGGUUGAUGAGGAGAAGCUGCAGAAGAUGCCAUACCUGAAGGCGGUGGUUACGGAGGCCCUCCGGCUGCACCCGCCUGGGCACUUCGUGCUGCCGCAUACAGUCACAGAGGAUUCUACAUUAGAUGGUUUCGUGAUACCCAAAGGGGCAAGUGUGAAUUUUAUGGUGAGGGAGAUGGGGGUGGACCCAGAGGCAUGGGAGGAGCCAUUGGAGUUCAGGCCUGAGAGGUUUCUGGGAGGCGGGGAGGUGGAUUUAACAGGAAGCAAGGAGAUAAGAAUGAUGCCAUUUGGGGUUGGGAGGAGGAUUUGUCCAGGAAUGGGUUUAGCCAUGAUGCACCUCCAAUAUUUUGUGGGGCAUCUGGUGAAGGAGUUUGAAUGGAAGAGGGUUGAGGGAGAGGAGGUCGAUUUGUCUGAGAAGGUAGAGUUCACAGUAGUCAUGAAAAACCCACUCAGAGUACUUCUCAUCCCAAGGGCAUGUUCAGAAAACUGAACUGAAAUAUCAUCUUUUUACUAUCCUCAAAUAUUAAAAUUUUAAAUAUAUUGGGUAGUUAUUUAAUGUUUACCAUCUCGAAAAAUGAUCCCUCUUACCUGUUGAGGACCUUGAGGAUUGCCAUUACAAAGGAUUACCAUUAAAGAUGAUAUAGGUAUCCAGACAAGUCAAAUCGUACACCAUGAUCACUGUUUUUAGAUAUCUGUAUUAACUUUAAUAAUAUUUUUUUAGAAUCCUACAUACAUGAAUGGGAGAGGUCAGAUAAUUACUCCUCUUAAUAUAUUAGAUAGUUAUUUAUCUUAGCGAGAGAAAGUAUGUAAUGUAUCUUGAGAUAUGUAUUAAUAAUAUUUCUUUAGAAUCCUACGUACAUGAAUGGGAGCGGGUCAGAUAAUUACUCCACUAAAUAUAUUGGAUAGUUGUUUAUCUUAGCGAGAGAAAUGUAUGUAAUGUAUCUUGAGAUAUGUAUGAGGAUGUUGUGUAGUC
Molecule: messenger RNA, 2212 nt
Organism: Amborella trichopoda
Lineage: Eukaryota; Viridiplantae; Streptophyta; Magnoliopsida; Amborellales; Amborellaceae
Product: cytochrome P450 89A2
Cellular component (GO): membrane
Molecular function (GO): oxidoreductase activity, acting on paired donors, with incorporation or reduction of molecular oxygen, NAD(P)H as one donor, and incorporation of one atom of oxygen; heme binding; iron ion binding
Source: RefSeq, a predicted model, not a curated record